AUGCUCCAACAUAGUGUGUGUCACGAGGAGGGGGGGGACUUGAGGGGUGGCACUGUUCGAUCCACACUUGCACUCUCCUUCAUUCCCUUGUGUUCCCCUUCCCUUGUGUUCCCCCUCCAUACCCCUAUCUUCCUUGCAGCGACCAUAAUUUGUGUCAUGAGGGGGAGAGACUCCAAGGGGAACAAAAUUGGGCAGGAUAGGGCCUUUGGCUUUUACUUCAUCCUCGUUUACAAGAGGAACGACGGUGAUUUUGACGCUCAUUAUGGUGGCUUUGUGAAGGUUAGAGAACCUGGGUAUCCCAUAGCAGCUGUUAUCAACACAGGCUAUGAGGGAGAGGACGGCCUCCACUGCAAUGACACACGGGCACAGGACACAUGGGGAGGGUUAAGUGGACGCGGAGAGUGGGAGAGCAUGAGCAGUGAGGGAGGGAGUGAGGGAGGAGAGAGGAGCGAGAGAGGGGGGAGGAGCGGGGGAGGAGAGAGGAGCGAGGGAGGAGAGAGGAGCGAGGGAGGAGCGAGGAGCGAGGGAGGAGCGAGGAGCGAGGGAGGAGUGAGGGAGGAGCGAGGAGCGAGGGACGAGAGGAGGGAGAUAGAGAGAGAGAGAGGAGCGAGGGAGGAGAGAGGCGAAGGGAGAGCGCACCCCACUCACCCCCCUCGUUCGCCUCCUCCUCCCGGCCGCGGUGCCGACUUCUCUGCCAUGCCCACUUUAAUGGGGGCAACGGGGGAGACGAGGGGGGAGGAGAAGGGGGAAAGGGGCGGCGAGGACACACAGAGGAGGGGGAGAGCGGAGAGGAGGGGAGAAGAGCAGAAAAGGGGGAGUGAAAGGGGCACAAUACUGAUGGGAGGGAGGUUGGGGAGAUAUGGGAGGGAGGUGAAGAGAUGGGGGAGAGGAGGAGGGGAGGAGGAAGCCGAGGGGGGACAUCCCAAGCGCCCAUCUCACCGUUGA
Messenger RNA from Closterium sp. NIES-65, 945 nucleotides. The record is from the annotation of a GenBank genome assembly. Lineage: Eukaryota; Viridiplantae; Streptophyta; Zygnematophyceae; Desmidiales; Closteriaceae.